UUUGGAUAAGCGGUUUGUUUACUAUCCGGAAAGACUUUUAUUUCGAACUUGAUAAAUAUAUGGCCAAGUUUGACUGUUGGCAAAAAAUAACUGCUAUUUACGGUCCCUGAAAAAACCCCGAGCACAAAGCAAAAAGUUAUGGAAAAGUAUUCUACAAUUGUGUGAUGUUACAACUGAAUAUUUGCUCUCACAAAAGUUUGAAAAAUAUAUGCCAAAUAAAGACGCUGUUUCAGAGCUAAUAAAUCUAGGAUAAUUGGAAAAGGUUUUGGGGAAAAUUUGGGAAAAUUAUUUUAUGUCCGUAUUCAGCUGCCAUAAAUAUGGUCACCGUAGGUAUAGUACAAUCCUAUGAGGUGAGCAUUAAAAUUCCGACUUUACUUAUUUUGGACAACCCCAAAGUAUAUACAACAGUGAUGCACAGCGCUGGCAGAGCUUCCAAUACAAGCGAAAAAUUUUUGUCUCAGUAUGUGUGUAUUCAACAAAGCAACCUGCGCAUGAACUGGUUACUGCAUGAAGUUGAGAACACAAUAUAACCAAUAUAUGUCAUAAUAUAAUACAAUUAGGGGAUUCACAAAACGUGUUAAGCGUCGUAAAAUCUUAAAAUCGUAAAAUUUCACAAUGGUUAAAAUUUUGUUGUUGUCUUGGAUAGAUAAAGAUAUUAAAAUAAUACAACUCUGCAUGUUAUGUGUUCAGUGUGUUAUAACUGAUCAGCUGAUUUCUGUUUACCUCAUUGUGCUUGUGCUUCUUCUUCUGCGCUGCAUACCAAAGGAAAUUUUUGAAGUCGAAAAAUAAAGAACUUUAAUAUUUAAACAAAUGCAGAACGUUAGUGAAGUAAAGGUAAAUUAAUGCACAUGCAUAUGUAAAUACUGAUGCUGAAUUACUCUUACAAAAUGAAUUUUCAGGCAAAGACAAUGCGGGUGCGCUGCAAUCCUACAAAGAAGUGGGCAGUGGCGGAAAAAAACGCUUUGGUGCAAUUCUUGUUGGCAAAUAGAGAUUUUGAGAGACUAAUAGCUGAAAUUUAUUACACCAGGUUUGUUAUGGAGUAUAAUGUUGUAGUGGAGGGGAAGGCACUGCGCUCGAAUGUUCGCUAUAUGCGCUCUACCUAUAACAAAGCCAAAGGAUGGGAGGACUCAACCGGUUCAGGGAGUAUGGAUGGAGAAACCAUUAAAUCUGUCCUGCUUAAGAAGUGCACCUUCUUUUAUGAAUUAGAAGAAAUUUUACAUCGACAUCUUUAAUAACUGAAAAUUUACCUGAAAUGAUUACUGAAAACGAACGAGUCGCUUCAACGAGCCGCAAGGGCAUAUAUUCAAGAACCGCAGUUUCCGACAUUUUACAAUUUCAGUCAGAAAGCAUAAAAUAGACCGGGACAUGAUUUUGAGGGAGAAGGAGAUAGAGAUUAGGCAAAGGGAAUUAGUGCUAAAAGAAAGGGAAAUAGAACUUAAAGAAAAGUAAGAAUAGAUACCCAAAGAUAAGGAAAUGGAAAUGAAAUGAAGAGAACUCAAUAGCCAAGAAAAAAUCAAAAUUACGGAAUUAGAAAUGAAGGAAAUAUUGGCGAUGGAAGAAUUUAAGCGUAAAUAAACAAACAUUCUGAAAAAGUGCAGAAGUCUAAAGUUAAAAAAAAAACGAAGCGUUAGUGUUAUAAUAAUAACUGAAACUAAUAGGAAUAAUUAUCACACAUUUUAAGUUUUAGCGAAUUUACAUACAUCCCUAUGCAGUCACUCACACUCAAAUUGAGACAGGAAAUUCUUUAUAAUUGUAUAGCGCAUUAUGGCAUUUUUUUAUUACAUAUUAGUAUUUCAUAACAAUAUAUCGAGGGCUUAUAUUCAAUACCUCUAUCUGCAAUUAUCACAAAAACUACUUUGUUACAACCCAUCUGGGACGUACCUGUCAUCACUGAUCUUAGACUUUGCAAUGCAAUAGUAAAUGCGUAUGUCAAGCGUUAUACAAGGUCAGCAGUAACAUCACCGAUGACAGUUAAGUAUUAGGUAGAUUUUUAUAUCAGAAUCUAAAUUUUGCAGAAAAGUGCAGAUAGAGGGUAUUGAAUAUAAGCCCUCGAUAUGUAAGUACUUCAAUUCAAACGAUGACCAUCAAAGGCCAGAUCUUUACUCAAAACUUUGGGAAAUACAAGAAAUAUCUAUACUAAUUGCUAUCUUGCAAUAGGUAUGCACUACUUGGUACUCGAAAUAAUUUAUAAAAAAAUUUAACUUUUUAUAAGUUUCCCAAGGAUUUGCAUAA
This is a messenger RNA of Rhagoletis pomonella (apple maggot), 2232 nucleotides long. RefSeq lists its product as uncharacterized. The transcript is spliced from 3 exons. The coding region runs from base 867 to 1232 and encodes 121 amino acids. The record is from RefSeq and is a predicted model, not a curated record. NCBI's taxonomy places the organism in Eukaryota, Metazoa, Arthropoda, Insecta, Diptera, Tephritidae.